GUUAUCUUACAAAUACUAAAAUGGCUUUCAACCCAAGAUACGCUUCUACCGCAGACCCCCGGGCUCUACGAGCCACCAAAAGCAUGGCCGUUUUCGGUGGUUCAAUGAAGCAGCCUGGAGCUGGUCUCCGCGAUGCUGCAUACGUGUCUCCAUUCAUGACCUUUCGACCAAUACCUGGUGUUCCCGAGCCGCCCUUCCAGUACUUUCCUCCCACCGGGUCUGGCAGUGUUGCACUCAAAGGCGAGAACGGUUACCUUGAUCGCCAACGCCCGGCUCCCCCUCCCUUUCACCAUGCUCGACCGAAAGCACCACUCGAGUUGCUUGGUAGGCUGCCAAGGCCACGCCCUGUCGACCUUCUACGGGACGACAUGGAGAAGAAAAUGGACGACGCUUUCCUCAGUAUGCCGGAAGACUGCCAGGAAUGCGUCCGUAUGCAAGUAACGCAGGAGUUAUGGCUCAAGAAGAUGAUGGAUGAUGAAGAUGCGAUCAUAGACACCAAAAUGAAGUACCUCGUCGCUAUGCUGGAGUGGCUUGGGAACUUGCAGAAUGGCGCCCAUUUCCUUGGUUUCGCUCAGCGGGUAAUGGAUGCGACUUUGCGAUUCAUCCUCGCGAACCGUGGACUCUAACGACGACGAUGAUCGAAAUGCACACAGGAUUUCGUCAUCAGCGCCUUCGGAUGUUGUUUCGGCAGAACUGCCUCACGUGCUCUAAUACUCUACUAUUCGCAGUUUGUACAGCAUGACAGUUACUCUACAAAGACGCAUCCGAGCGGAGCUUUAAUACACCUCAUGUUUAAU
Dacryopinax primogenitus is the source of this 797-nucleotide messenger RNA. RefSeq lists its product as uncharacterized. NCBI's taxonomy places the organism in Eukaryota, Fungi, Basidiomycota, Dacrymycetes, Dacrymycetales, Dacrymycetaceae. Bases 21 to 626 code for a protein of 201 amino acids. The record is from RefSeq and is a predicted model, not a curated record. The transcript is spliced from 3 exons.